Dichotomopilus funicola is the source of this 3159-nucleotide messenger RNA. Its product is annotated as exocyst complex component Sec5-domain-containing protein. Gene Ontology annotation, cellular component: exocyst. The record is from RefSeq and is a predicted model, not a curated record. The transcript is spliced from 3 exons. The coding region runs from base 1 to 3159 and encodes 1052 amino acids. Gene Ontology annotation, biological process: Golgi to plasma membrane transport; exocytosis. Lineage: Eukaryota; Fungi; Ascomycota; Sordariomycetes; Sordariales; Chaetomiaceae.
AUGGCCGACCUUGAGCGGUCGGUCCUCGACUUCUACCAAAUUUCGACUCUUAAUCCCGUCCAAUGGCCGACUGAGAAGGACAACGAGAGUGAUGCAUCGGACGAGGAGACAGUCAAGAAAAAGGCCAACCGCCGAAAGUCGAGAUACCAGGCCUUGGAGAGGGCGGUAGGCACCCGGGCCAGCUUUGUUCCGGGGUCCCAGAGCUCGGGUAGCGGGGUUGCCAAUCUGGUGCAGAAGGACGAGCCAGAUCCCUUAGGAACGACAGAGAGUGUGGUUCGAACGUUAAAGCAUCUCGGGGUACCACUACAAGAUGAUGUUAGGUUGCGUAACCGAUUUCUGCUAUCGUCGACGACUUUCUCGCCGGCGCUAUUCCUCUCGCAGAUGCAUGCGACGGCCGAUACACAGUCCCUAGUUAGCGGUCUCGACCUGUUGUCCCGAUCGAUCGAUCAAAAAUCAGCAUCGCUCAAAGUUCUCGUGGAGUCUAAUUUCGAGCGGUUUGUUCGUGCCAAAGCGACCAUCGACAAUGUCUACAAGGAGAUGAAGUACCGGGGGGCGGACCCGACACCGCAUCCUCGGGCCCGUAACCACUCUCGACACGCUAGCAGGAGUAGCUUUCGGAGUACCAGCGGCCCCCCGCCUUUGGUCAGCCCGCACUCGCCCGCGGCCGAUCCCCGCAAGAAGAAUGCGCUCAUCAAGGAGAGCGAAUAUGGCGUGCUGGGAGUAAAGGCACCUCUUCUCGAUGUCUCGGCAAAGGCAGAGGAUGUAUGGGGUCCCGCCCUCGGGGGACGGGAGAAGGAGGAAAAUCUCAAGACAGUUGCGGCUUCGCUCGACCAGUACAAAGAGUACGUCGAGGCCAGUGCGGCAAUAGCGGACAGCAUCAAACGCAAGGAUCACGAGACACUGGUGGAGGAGUACACCAAGGCACGGAAAUUUGCGGAUGAGGCGAGGCAGCUGGCCGAGGAGCUCAAGUCAUCGCAGCCCACCGUUGACCAGUUGCAUCGCAUCGUCCUCGCAGCACGUAUGUGGCAUGACGUUGAGGAGCAGAUACAAGUGCUUAAGCGUGACAUUUGGCGACGGCUUAUUUCACCUUAUAACAUAACCAAGUCAGACACGCCUGGGCAAUCACAAGACGAACAGCACAUGGAACUCAUUACUUUGCUUUUAGAGCUUGGUGUUGAGGACAACCCCAUCUGGGUCUGGCUGUUGAGCCGCUACGAUUAUCUGAAGAGCAAGAUCCAAUCCACGGCGGAUCGAUCCAAAGUUGAGAUCGAAAUUCUCCGGCGCCGGCUUGCAAACGCGGAGAAACCGGAUCCGCAGACUAUUGCUAGCCACAUGCGGACUCUGGGGCGACAGUCGAUCGAAAUGAUGUCCAAGACAUUCGAUUUGUCCGAUGUCAUCGAGCUCUGGGAGAUGAACGUUAGUUUCCUCAACACCCUCCUUUCAUCCCAGGGCAUUCUAGGCGAGGUCCUCGAGUUUUGGCAAACUGUACAAGGCUUCAUCGAUGGUAAGGCGCAGAAGAGCAUGCCGCUUGGCUACCGUGGGGAGUCUGAGAACCACCACCGGCUUUCCCAACAGGGUACUUCUGAUCUUCAAAAGGGGACUGUCGAGCUUGUCAGCAUGAUACGGGACAAUGUUCUUAUGUUCUUUGCGGGCCCGCCCCCGGAAGAUAUUUCUUUACUCUUUUCUCCCAUGCCACCCCAGUCUCCAGCAACCCCUGGUAACGGGUCUGUUUCCGGCUCGUUGACACCACGAGAUCCUCGCUUCAACCUAGAUCCCAACAACCCUCCCCCGCCCUCACCAAAGAGAGGAGAGGCCUGGGAAAAGUUUGCAUUUUGGCCGCCUUGGUCCAACUCCCUUAGCGGUGUGCACUUCCUUUCCAAGAUGCUAGCACUUGUGGGAAGCGGGGCCUCGGACAUGGCGUCGAUCGCCCCCGUAGGGAACGGCGAUGUUGCCGAAGUCGAGCGAGUCAAGACAUUAGUCGGGGUCGCGCGAGAGAGAUGCGUGACAGCCCUAUGUGCGGCGUGGAAUAGGGACGCGGAGAACAUUAAGUUUGUGGAGGACUGGAACCGGUCGCCGGACACCCGCGACGUCACCAGGAUGCCUACGAGCUUUGCUGCGUUUGAAGGCGCCCUACUGAGCGGCAUGCAGAAGAUCCUGUACAUUUCUGAAGCCAUGUCGCGGCCGGGUGCUGGGGAUAUUGUCCUCCCCCCGCCGACCAAGCUGCUACAGAUGGUGCGUAGCCAGUAUGUGACUACUCUCUACAAGGCCCUUAGUGGGAUGGUUGAGAAUGCGGAGCGGUUUCCGAAGAAGGCCGGUGACGAAUGGACGGUCGAGGGAGAUGGCUAUGUUUUGGCCACCAACCCAGCGGUCUCGCAGAUUCCACCGUCGGCACUUGGUGGGGGGACAAUUGAUGCAGGCGACAGGAACGUCCGCAUGCUCCUAACACUAAGCAAUCUCCAAGCACUGCGCGCGACUGUCGUUCCGUCUCUCAACACUCAGUUUGAAAACGCCUUCUCCGUCAAGCUCACUGACGAGACCAAGACCAUCCGCGAUGUGCUCUCCCAAAUCGAUGCCCGUCUGUUCCAGUCCUACACACGGCCGUCGAUCGAAUCUCUCCGGCGCAUCAUCCGCGCAGGGGUUAGCUCACCCGACUGGGCCCCUGCCGCGGGCAGCCGGCCGCGCUCGGUACGCCCUUACGUGUAUGAGGCUCUCCUCAGCCUCGUCCUCGUACAUACCCAAGUCUCCACGACCGCGGCCUCCCUCACCUCCGAAGUCCUUUCCUACCUUCUCGAGCAAGCCUCUCGUGAGCUACUCGACGCUUUCCAAACUCGGCCCCGGUACGAUCUAGAAGCGCUGAUGCAGGCAACCCUGGACGUCGAGUUUGUCGCUCAAACCCUGGGUCACUAUACCACGGACCGUGCGACGGAGCUGCAGAGUUCUAUCUACCAGGAGCUCGAUAGCCGCACCGACAACGAUGCGCGUUCUCGCCUCCAGGGGGAGUUGCCUGAGAUGCGUGCGGUGCUGAAGAGGCUACGGGAGGCGAGCAAGGGCGAGUUCGCCUGCUUUCGGAAGCCGAAGCGGUCGGCGGCAGCACCAGGGCCGGGGGCCCUCGAGCGGCGGGAGACGGGAGGGAGUGUAGCGAGUGACCGGGAGAAGUGA